AGUGCCGGGAGGCGGCUCAGCCCCCGCGGGCAGGGCAGGGCCGGUCCGGUCCGUGGGGGGGCCGUGCGGCGGGUGGCACCCCCCUUCUCUUUUCCUCCUCCUCCUCUUCCUCCUUCUCCUCCUCCUCUUAACUUGGCCGCGGCGGCGCGGGGCGGUGCGCUUCGCCCUCCGCCGGCGGCGGGGGAUGCGCGGGCAGCGACGGGAUGGCCUCGGCCGUGUUUGAGGGUACCUCGCUGGUGAACAUGUACGUGCGGGGCUGCUGGGUGAACGGGAUCCGGCGGCUCAUCAUCAGCCGCCGGGGCGACGAGGAGGAGUUUUACGAGAUCCGCACCGAAUGGUCGGACCGCAAUAUCCUCUACCUGCACCGCAGCUACUCCGACCUCGGACGCCUCUUCAAGCGGCUCCUCGACUCCUUCCCUGAGGACCGGCCCGAGCUGUCCCGCUCCCCCUUGCUCCAAGGGCUCAUCACAAUAAAAGAAGCCCAUGAUAUAGAAGCCAGACUUAAUGAAGUAGAAAAACUUCUCAAGACUAUUAUAAAUAUGCCCUGGAAGUAUUCCAGAUCUGAAGUCGUCCUUACAUUCUUUGAGAGAUCUCCUUUGGACCAAGUUCUAAAAAAUGACAAUGUACAUAAAAUUCAGCCAAGCUUUCAAAGUCCAGUUAAAAUAUCAGAAAUCAUGCGAUCAAAUGGAUUUUGUUUAGCCAAUACUGAAACAAUAGUCAUUGACCACAGUAUACCCAAUGGAAAGGAGAAACACCUGGACGUAGAUUCAGCAGAACACUUGUUUGAAAGUGUUAGUGACUUUACCUCAGAGUUAGAAGACAGUGAUGAUCCAACAGCUUAUGUCACCAACUUGACAUACUACCACCUGGUCCCGUUUGAGACUGAUAUUCUGGACUGAGGCUGCUCAGUGACGCAGUCAGCCAGCAUCCAGCUGACCUCUUCAUCCAUGGGCUCUUCUGUCUCUGGCGUUGCAUCUCUGUGAAUAAGGCUGUGCAGGCAAGACCAACAGCAGAGAAGUUGUAGCAAGUAUGCCCCAAAGGUCAUUUGAUAGUCUGGCCCUCCACUGUGUCUUAUGGAGACAUCUUCUAAAGAGGCAACUCAUCGCUGUUGACACAAACUUGUUUUCUGUGAAUGCAAAGCAGCAGAGGCCUCUUGAGCCUCAAGGAAAUCUCUGCUCUGUCUGUGGGAGCUGCUGCCCUGAUGCAGCCAUCACAAGUGCUGUCACCCGUGGUCCUUGGCUUGCAGUGCAAGUUGAGGCUUCCUCUUCUAUGAUACCACCAGAAACUUCCCCAGAUGGUGUGACCAUGCUUUUUAUGCUAUGUAGGCAAGAAGGCAAGGAAACCAGCAGAAUUUUGUCAGUUCCUUCUAAGGUUGCAUAAUGGAGGUCUUUUGGGUCACUUUUUUGCUCAGCUUCUGGAUGACUGGUGCCUUACACGAGAUGUCAGAACCACCAUUGAGUGCCUCCUGGAAACAAAACACGAGCUGACCGCUUUACUGCUUUUAAUCACGGGUUUUUAUAUGAAUGCUAAAGAGGCAACUACUCUUUCCUGGAACAGUAAAGCACCCAGCAGCUGGCAUUGCAAUGGACUGUGCAUGAUAGUCGGGUACCUGUAUGAUUUCAGAGAUCUGGAAAGAUGAUGGGAAAGCUGAGCUGCCCUGCUAAGAAUGAUCAAGGCUAUGGCAAGGCACUUGAAUAUGACUUCUUUUUUUUAACAUGUGGACCAGCAAAUGUGGAUGGUGCUUAUAGUUGUUUACAUCAGAGAGAUAAUUCCCUAUGCAUAUUUCACCCCAGAGUAUGGGGUGGAAGACAGUGAGUAUUAUGUUGUCUUUGGGCUGAAAAAGAUUGAUAAGCUACAGUGUGUGUACAGUGGUAGGAAAAAGACUCUCUCCACUGCCAGCCUGGCUCAAGGAUUCUGUGUAGCUUUUGGGUAAAUGCCUGCAGGGCCAAGUACAGGCUUUGCUGUCAUGUAAUGCCAUGGAUUUCAGUGGAGGUAGGACAGCGAGUGGGAGCAUGAGCAGGAUUGGGCCCUGCAGCCUCUUGAUUACUGGGUAGUGCAAUUUUAAAAUCUCCUUGGGGUCUCUCUCUCACGUGGAGUGGUCCAAAAUCCUGGCUCUUGCUGAGGGUGCUCAACACUCACCACCAUGACCUUUCAUUGAGCUUUUUGUGAUCUGUUUGCAAACAUGAAUUUGAAAGAGUGGAAAUGAGAAGGAAAGCAUUUUGGACUUGUUUCUUGGUAAAGGGGCUUGCUUUGUCCUGAAGAGGUUGAUACAACUUCCUUCUGCAGACUUUUCAUUUCUAUCUAAAGAAUAACAGUUGAACAGAAUUUGCUAAUGUAAAUAAUAAAUUAUUGAGAAUCUUAAUUCUUUUACACAGUAUGUUUUUGAAAUAUAUUUUAAUGAAAUAAAAUAUAACUCACCUUCAGUAUACUUCUGCAGCUUCAAACAGCAGCUUCCUUUUCUUUUUAUUUUUUCCCCCAACCUUUCCAAAUCCUCUUUCUUUUUCUACUUGUUUUGGCAAGAUGUCAAGUUUUGGCAUUUUUUCUGUGCUCCAUGCAUUUUCCAUACUAUAGAUAUAGUGUAUACCCAUGGGUAACCUCUCCACCUGAGUGUUGAUCCUGUCUCUAGGUGUAUGUGGGUUUGUGCCACUGAGUUUAGUGGAGUAAUUCUCCAUUUUCAAGACCAUAAGUAAAACAGAAUCUGUAUUUUGAAGACAAAGCAGAUAUGUUACAUUUCUGGAAUAGAAAGGGAUAUGUUUUCACUUGUGCAAAGGCUUUCUGAGCAGCCUCUUGAAUUGUAAUUGGGAAGGUUUGUUGUAUAUUUGUUUCACUCACAUUAGUUUUAACUUUUCUGUUAGUGAAAAACCUUGAUGGGGUAGAAAUAACCUAGUAAACAUGUGCAUUUGAUUGGGAGUUGGAAUAUUUGAAUUAAUUUCCUGGCCCUGCUGUCAGCCUACCAUGUUGCUUUGGGUAAUUCUACUUCAUCUCCCUGCCCCUGAUUUUUACUUGAGUAAUGUUUUGAAAAGUAUCAAGUUUCAUUGGGUUUUGAUGCAACAUUGUCCCCUGAUUAAUUUGAAUUUCCCUAUGAAUUUUUAACCUCAUGGUGAUUACUUAUAUUUUUUAAGCAUUUUAAAAUAUAUGUUUUAAAACAUAACUAACUUUUAAACUGUAAAAGCACAUUCCUCAUUUGAAAACCAGCUAAGCUACAUGCACAGUAAAGUCUUUGGGGAAGGGGGAGUCUAGUGCAAAGGAACUAAUCAAUAAACAGAAGUUGCACUUGUUUCACUUAGAUUUUUUGAAAGCCAUCUUGAUCAAGUAUUUUCCAGAAAUGAUGUCAUGUGAUUUAUUUCUCUUAGCUGAAAUAGGCUUAUCUGAUAUAUCUAAUUAAUGCAAA
This is a messenger RNA of Calypte anna (Anna's hummingbird), 3391 nucleotides long. It is a transcript of the gene PXDC1, whose product is annotated as PX domain containing 1. Gene Ontology annotation, molecular function: phosphatidylinositol binding. The coding region runs from base 204 to 899 and encodes 231 amino acids. The record is from RefSeq and is a predicted model, not a curated record. Lineage: Eukaryota; Metazoa; Chordata; Aves; Apodiformes; Trochilidae. The transcript is spliced from 5 exons.